CAAAACGAGGCUGACUGCCAUCUUGAUCACGUUGUUCCUAAAAUUGAUGGAAUAAUAGAAGCCGUGUACAAGUAACAAAUACAAGUUGAGGUAUCUACGACAACAAUCUGCACCACAAAAUGGCAUACAACAAUGGAAAUGGUUCCAUUGGGGGAAAAACCAAAUUGAUUAUCAACUAUCUUCCACAAACUAUGACUGAUACCGAGUUUUCCUCAAUGUUCCAAGCGAUCGGAGAAGUGAAAAAUACAAGGAUCAUGCGAGAUAAAAGUAGUGGAUAUAGUUAUGGCUAUGGAUUUGUCGAGUAUCUUAGUCCUAUGGAUGCUGUUAAGGCCAUAGAAACUCUCAAUGGGUUGCCUGUGCAACAUAAGCGACUGAAAGUUGCAUACUCUAGAGAUGAUGCUGAUUCCAAAGGUGCUCGUUUAUAUGUACGUAAUAUUCCACUUGAUGUAACUGAAGAUCAGUUUCGGGCAGCUUUCAGCCCAUUUGGUUCAUUAAUCCAAUGCAGAAUGGUCCGAGACACCAACACCCAGCGUUUCAAGGGAGAUGGAUUUGUUAUCUAUGAUAAGCGUCAGCAAGCCCAGGCAGCCAUCGAUGGACUUACCGACAUAUGUCCUGAUGGAUUCAGUAGUCCAAUGAAUAUCCAGUUUGCCCAAGAUAGUGCAGCAAAGGUACGUCCUCCUCCAGGGGCUGCAGCCAGAGGUAGAGGGAGAGGUGCUGGAGGAUUCGGUGGUGCCGCUGGAGGAUUUGGUGUCCGAGGAGGAUACGGAGGAGCAGGUGCAGGGGGAUUUGGAGCGGGUGCUGGAGGAUAUGGUGCAGGAGCAGGGGGAUAUGGAGCAGGUGCGGGGAGAUAUGGCGGUGUUGCUCCCCUUAGUAGUUUUGAUUACUCUGAAUAUGAAGACCCCAGUUAUAGUGAAUAUUAUGAAGACACUGAUUAUAGUGACACUGGCUACAACAGCUUCUAUGGUUCAGGUACAGGCAAAGGACGAGGUGGUUAUGGAGCUACUGCCCCAGCACCAAGUCGUGGUGCACUAGGUGGCGCCACUAGGGCACGUGGUAGAGGACGAGGACUGGCAGCUGGAGGUGGUGCAAUGAGAAGCAGCAUGGCGUACAAUCGCUACAACCCAAUGGCAGCAUCAACCUUGAAAUCUGAUGUUUACUCCGAAUCUUACCCACCAUAUACCCCAGGUCCUGCAGCUACAGAUGAGGGCCAUAUUCUGUUUGUGUAUAACAUUGGUAGUGAUGCCCAGGAUAGUACACUAUGGCAGUUAUUUGCACCCUAUGGGGCUAUAUUGAAAGUAGAUACCAUUAUGGACAAAGAAAAGGGAAUAUGUAAAGGCUAUGGGUUCGUAACAAUGAGGAAUUAUGACGAAGCAGAGGCUGCAGUUGGAGCUCUUAAUGGAUACCAGUUCACUGCUAAACCUCUCCAAGUCUCAUUCAAAUCUGACAAAAAGAAAUAAAUUCAAGUGAAGGUUGAUAUACUGUACCAGUGACUCACAGUCUAAGAUAUCCCAGACAUGAAUUCUGAAACAUUACAUAUUAUUUGUCUAAAGAAGAAUGUGACCUGAGAGUAUGUAUGUAAUAUAAUAUCUGAAUAUUAGAAUCCAGCCUCUUAGGCCUGUGUAUGUUACCCAGAGACAGUUCAUUCACUCAAAAUAAAGCAUAGCUGAUUAUUUUAGUAUUCUCUACAAUAAUUAUUUUUCACUACUUACAUUGUAGUUUAAGAUCAUCAUGAAUUUUAAGCUUAAUAUAAUGCAGAUUUAGAGGUUAUAAUAAAUCUACAGUACAGUAUAUUUGUUUUUCAGGGGCCAUUUCUAAAAAUUACAAGGAUUAAUUUGAAGGAUAACAUUUUUGUAAAAUCCUAGAAAGGAACACAUAAAGAGAAAGGCAUACCGUACAAACAAUAUAUUUUGUUUCUAGAAAUGGUCCCCCAAAUUAUCUCUUCCUGUUUACUGUCUGGGUAAUUGUUCUGUCAUCUGGUUUCUAUUGAACUUGACUCUUAGAAUGUCUUAGCAUACAGAGGUGAAUGGCGGGUUAAGUU
Molecule: messenger RNA, 2038 nt
Organism: Owenia fusiformis
Lineage: Eukaryota; Metazoa; Annelida; Polychaeta; Sabellida; Oweniidae
Source: the annotation of a GenBank genome assembly